UUUCUUUUUCUUCAUCAUCUUCCAAAGAGUUGUCAAGAUUUUGAGAGUGGGUAAGUUUUGAACGUAGGAUUUGAAAAAAAUAGAUGGAUGGUGAUAGAGGUGGAUGCUCUCAUAAAUCCUAAUUCAUGAUGUAGUGAGUGUGUAAGUUUAAUUGUGAAAUAAGAUACCUUAAAAUUAAUGAUGUCUUUUUUAAUAAUUUUAUUUGAGAUUAUUAUUAUAAUAAAAAAAAGUUAAAAAUUAGGGGUCUAAAAUAAUUGAAAAAAGACCUAGACCCCCCUUUUCCUACACCCCCUUGACCCCCUCUUUCUUUCUCAUUGGUCAGAUUUUCUUUUUCUUUUUUUUUUCCUUCUCCUCCAAUCACCACCCGCUACGUGUAUGUUGGGGGGGGCGGUGAGGUGGUGAUUGGAGGGGGUUUCUAUCAAAGCCCAAAAUAAUCUAUGAGGUGUUAAUAGCAACACUAUAAAUUUAACUUAAAAAGCAUAUUAAGAUAUAUACAUAUAUAUAUAUGCAUAUAUAAAUUUAUUUUUUUUUCAAAAAUGUCCUCAAAUGCACAUAUUCAAACCCGUGGCAAAAGUUUAAAAUGUGCACGCUCCAACAUUGCCUACGUGGCAUUUUUUUUUUUUUGGGGUCUUUAAAAUUUGAAAAAAUCUGAAACAAAACAAAAUCACUCAAAUUUUUCUGGAUGAUAAUUGUGUGGUAGAGAUUAAAUUUAUCAACAAUAAUUGAGACUUUUUUUGGAAACCCUCACAGCCCCUUUGGAUCUCAACCAUUGAUGUCAAUGGUUGAGAUCCAAAGGCGGUUGUGAGGAUCCCAAAAAGAGAGGGUCACAGGCAUUUUUGUAAAUUUAUAUAGUGCAAAAUUAGUGAUGGAGCCAAUAAUUUAAUACAAAGGGAGCACCUAUUAAUUAUAAUCUUAAAAUUUUUAUUCUCCAAUCAAUAACAAAAACAUAAUAAUAAUUUUUUGAGAUAAUAUUAAACACAAAAAAUUAAUAUUUAUUACAAAAAAAUUUUAAUCCCUGAUUCAAAUAUUAAUCACUACAAAUUAAUAUUUUUAAUUUUAACACAAAUCAAAUCCCUAAUUUUAACACAAACAACAAAAUCAAAAUUCCUAAUUUUAAUAAAACCACUACCAACCAAGAUUCAUAAUUUUGGCAUAUCAAAAAUAUCUUAUUUUAACAUACAUAAUAACAAAUAAUUUUAUUUUACAAAUCAAAACUUAACAAAUAAUUAUAAAUUUCAUAAGUUUUAUUUAAAAGUAAAAAAUAAUAAAUAAAGUUACAUGUAAACAAUGUAAAAAAGACACCAAAGUAUCAAAGGGAGACAAAUGCUCAUCUUUUUGGCUUUUUAAUUUUUUUAGCCAAAAAAUCAACUUUUUACGUUAAAAAGUUAACUUUUUACCAACUUUUCAAAACACUCAAAAGAAGACAAAGAAAAUAUAGAAACACUUAACAAAUAUUGUAAAUAAAUAAAAAAAUAAAAAUUUCAUAUACUUUUAAAGUUUUAGAGGUUGUGUCGCUUACCGUUGAAAGCCUCACCUAGUAAAUAUAUUUUUUUUUAAAUUGACCAUUUCCCAGCAAGUUAAGAAUUUAAAAAAAUAAAAAUAAAAAGUUGAGACUUUGGAAAUUAUUUCCGUGGUUGGAGCUGUGCGUGUCAGUGUUUGGUUGAGAUUGGGACUUGAAAAAAAAUAAAAUAAAAUAAAACAAAACAAAAACAAAACAAAAAUAAAAACAAAACAAGACAAAAGGUGGGCGAGGCUGUGUGUGUAAGUCUUUUUGGUUGGGAUUGGGAGGGAAAAAAAAAAAUGAAAAGUAAAGACGUGAGGCUGUGUGAUGCGAGAUUUGGAGUUCUAGAAUAUAUAUAUUUUUAUUUAAUAUGCAUCUCUUCAAUUCCUUUUACUCAGUGCCCGGGGUUGUGCUACGUAAGACCAAAGAAACCAGAACUACUGGUAUUGAUCUGAAGGGUAAACGGACACGUGUCAAUGAUGAGCCAGAUGGAAGCACAUCUCAGUCUUCGCUAAGACGAAGUAACUAUGGCCGAACAGCUCCACUAGAAUCCCAGUUCACUUUUCCUGCUACAGCUCAUGACAUAACUAAUCAUCACGUGGCAUCAUCUUCCAGGCCGUGCAAUCCAAAAAGGCCGUACAGUUUGGAAGAGCAAGAAAACCUGACACUAGCAGUCGCAAAACAUGGACGAAAUUGGCAAGAAAUCAAGGAAACGCUUAAAGGUACAGGACGAUCAGACGAAAAUUGGAAGCAAAAGUGGAAAGAAAUGAUGCGAAAGGCAAUGACGCCAGACGCACGCAAUAAGAUGGACGAAUACCAGAAGUGCCUCCAUAUUCUUGCCGCUGUUGUCCAAUUUAAUGUUGAAAAACAUUCCAAAGCCAAUGAGGAAUUCCGAAAGUGGUUUAAGGCAAUGGGAAAAGAAGACCGUGAAAAAAUGGAACGGGCAGAAAAAUGGCUGGAUGACUUAAAACAGAAACGGUCAUUUCUACAGAUUCAAACCACGCAAGGCUACGUUGGGGCCACAUAUUUCAAAAAUUUCAAAAAAUAAAAAUAAAAAUAAAUAUUGUAUUGAAAUAUUGAUUGUGUAAUGAAACAAGACCCCGAAUGUAGUGUUGUGUUGUAGUAUGUUAAGUCUUUUUUUGGAUGGCGAUUGUAGCAUCUUAAGUUGAAUGCUUGUUGUGUGUUUAAGAAUCUUAGGUCCAUUUGUUUUGAGUUGUAGGGGAUGGGAUUAGAUCGGGAUGUAUGUGGGGUCUAUUAAUAUCGGGUUUGUUUGCAAAAUAAGAAAAGUGAUUCGCAAUACCUGGGACUAUGAUAGGCUUCCAUGGAUGAGAUUAAUAUAUUAAUAGUGUGGUGUUUUGAAAAGUUGAUAAAAAGUUAAUUUUUUUGACUUAUUUAAUUUUUUUGCUAAAAAAGACUUUUUUUGCGUAAAAAAACUAAAAAAUCAAAAAAAUGGCUUUUUAUCAUGUUCCCAAAUUGCCCCAGUGUGGUUUUGUUGUGUGUUUAAGAAAUAAUGUAUUAAAAGUGUGGUUUAAUAAUGUGAUUUGAAAGCUCAAGUGUGAAGUAGAUAGAGUUGUUUUUUAUUUAGAUCUAUGUGUGGUUGGAAUGAAGAUCUUUAUUUCAAAAUAUUAUAUUAUAGGUUAUAACACAUCAUUCAAAAUUCAAACUUCAAACUUCAAAAUCCAAAAUCAAAGUCUCUGAUUGUUUUGCCAAUUUUGAAUUUUAGACGAUAUAUGUCAAUGCAAUUCUUUCACAAACAACUAUGAAAUAAACAUCUCCAUCUAUCUAUGUAAGGGAGAGGCAUAAGCAAGUAUAAUAAUAACAUUCUUUGAAAAGUUGGAUUUAGGUGAAAAUAGUUAAUAAGAUAACAUAUUACAUUUAAAUCAUAAUUAUUUUGUUUUUUUUAUUUUUAUUUUUCUCACCAUCAUCAAUCAAUUAAAAAAAAAAAAACUAUCAUUCUAAACCCAAUAUUUUUAGCCACGCUAAAAUUAGCCAAAAAGUUAAAACGUUAACUUAGCAUGCCAGACGGAAUAAUGAACAUGUCCAAUGAAAAAGCAAGAGAAAGUGAACAAACACAAAGAAACUAAUGUUUACACAUAAAAGAGAUCCAACACAAAAUUGGAAUUCAU
This is a messenger RNA of Camellia sinensis, 3627 nucleotides long. RefSeq lists its product as uncharacterized. The record is from RefSeq and is a predicted model, not a curated record. NCBI's taxonomy places the organism in Eukaryota, Viridiplantae, Streptophyta, Magnoliopsida, Ericales, Theaceae.